GCGGGGGGGCCGGUUCCUGCCGCCUGGGCCUGGAGUGAGGCCUGGGCCUGGAGUGGGGCCUAGGCCCGGAGUGAGGCCUGGGCCUAGAGUGGGGCCUGGGCCUGGAGUGAGGGCCUAGGCCCGGAGUGAGGCCUAGGCCUGGGCCUGGAGUGAGGACUAGGCCCGGAGCGAGGCCUAGGCCUGGGCCUAGAGUGGAGCCUGGGCCUGGAGUGAACCCUAGGCCCGUUCUUGAGGCGACGGGUCGGUUCUCGCUGAGCUCCCCCUCUCCUCCGCCCCCCCGGUGCCCCUCCUAGCCGUGGGGCUCACCAGAGAAGCCCUUUGCCAUCCCUGCCACCGGGUCCCCCACCGGGCCCAGUGGGUGCGUUGCUGGAGAAAGGCCUGUCCCGCCAUCACGUACCCCGGGGCUGCUCCUCGGCCACACGACGCCCUGGAUCCGGCUCAUUUUUGCCUCCCUAUCCGGCCCGGGCAGUGACCUGGCAGCUUCACCAAGAUGCCUCUUCACGGCGCGAGAGCCGCUGCUCUCCUGGCUUGGGUGAACAGCACCAAAGUUUGUAGCGAUGCCCUCACUGAUCUGUCCCAGCUCCAGGACUGCAAGGUCUUCGUCAGGAUCAUCAAUAAAAUUUGGGUUUUUCCCCCGUUUCACAGAACCACAGAAGAGGCCGUGCAGGAGCAGGCGCUGCCGGAGAGGAUCUCCUUCAUCCGUGGCUUCCUCCAGAAGCACUGCAAGCACAAAUCGGCCGCGGAGAACCUGGUCUCGGCCCAGGAGCUGCUGGAGGGAGAAGAACUGGCCUUGGCCAAGGUGGCCGUGCUGCUCCUCUAUCACACCUCCAUGAGCUGCAGGAGCCCCGGGGACUGGAAUGAGUUUGACUACAAGACCCAGGUGGAGCUGGCGUCCAUCCUCAAGUUCGUGUUGGACAACGAGGAGAGCCUGAAUGAGAACCUGGAGGUGUUUCUGCAGAGGAAGGCUCCACCACCUUCAUCCAGCACCUCCAGCAGCAGCUCUGAGGAGCACUCCCCGCUCCUCUCCUUCCCCCACAAGCGCGAGGUGCGUUUCCUGGAGCUCCAGAGAAUCGCCUCCUCCUCCGGCACCAACAACAUGUUUUCAGGCCCCCCGUCCUCGCCCAUGGGGGACGUCAUGCAGACCCCCCAGUUCCAGCUGCGACGCCUCAAGAAGCAGUUGGCCGUUGAGAGGGAGAACCGGGACGAGCUGGAGGUGGAGCUGGCAGAGAAUCGCAAGCUCCUCACGGAGAAGGAGGCUCAGAUCAGCAUGAUGCAGCAGCGCAUCGACCGCCUGGCUCUGCUCAACCAGAAACAGGCCGCCGACCAGCAGGAGCCCAAGGAGAUGGAGGAGCUGAGGGAGAAAAACGAGAGCCUGAUGGUGCGCUUGCACGAGGCCCUCAAGCAGUGCCAGGACCUGAAGACUGAGAAAGGCCAGAUGAACCGAAAAAUCAACCAGCUCUCCGAGGAGAACGGGGACCUUUCCUUCAAGCUGCGGGAGAUCGCCAGCCACUUGGUCCAGCUGCAGGAGGCCCUCAACGAGCUUUCUGAGGAGCACAACUCUGCCCUGGCCCAGUCGCAGGAGAAACAGGGACAACUGGAGAGCGAGCUGCGCGCUGCCCUGCAGGACAAGAAAUGCUCGGAGGAGAAGCUGGAGAUCCUGCAGGGGAAGAUGUCCCUGCUGGAGGAGCAGUUGGCCAAACUGGGGGACGGCGGCGCCCAGCAGAAGGGAGAGGUCUUUCCUUCUCUCUUCCAGCUGGAGGAGCUGAAGCAGGAGGUGUCCAACUUGGCUGCUCAAGGAGCUGAGCUCCAGGCCACGGUCCUACGGCUGGAGGAGGAGAAGCAGCAGCAGGAGACAGCCCUGCAGUCGGAGCGCGGCCGCUUCCAGGAGGAGAAGCAACAGCUGGAGAACCUGGUGGCCAACCUCCAGAGCUCCCUCUCGGAAAGCCAAAGGGCCAGGGAGAUGUUGGAGCAGAACCUACAAAAGCGGGAAGCCGAGGUGGAACAAAACCUCCGGGAGAAGGAUUCAACCCUCCAGCAGCUCCAGCACCUGCAGGAAGUCAACGCCACCCUCAGUAGCCAACUCCAAGCCCGGGAUGCCAACCUGGCCACCUCGGAGGAGGAGAAAGCCAAGCUGAGCCAGAAAAUCAACGAGUUGGAAGCCAAAAUCCUGGAGCUGGGAGAAGAGGGAGCGGUGGAAGGGUUGAAAACCCAGCUGAGGGAGCUGGAGGGGAGGUUGAAGGAGAACCAGCAGCGCCUGGCCGAGAAGGAGAAGUUGGCCAAGGAGAACAGCCGCCUGCAGGAACGGCUGCUUUUCCUGGAGGAAUCCUUGAGGAACACCGAGGGCAUCCUGGAGGAUGAGAAGAGGAGGGCAGCUGAGAGUUUGGAGGGCAGCCUGGCCAGGAUCGCUGAGCUGGAGGCGGAGAAGCAGCAGCAGGUUCCUCAGGAUGGAGAACGUGGCCGGCUGGAGGAGGAGCUGCAGGCCCUGAGCAGGGAGCACGGCCACGUCUGCCAACGCCUCCAGGCCGAGCAGGAGAAGGUGGCCACCUUGGAAGCCCAAGCAAAACGCCUGGCUAGCGAGCAGCAGGAGAGACUGGCCACCCUCCAAGCCGACCUGUCCAACGCCCGAGCGCGGGCGAAGGAGAAAGAGGGUGAGGAGCAGAAGUUGAGGGCCGAGGUCUCCUCCCUGAGGGAGAAGGUGGCCAUCACGGAGCAAACGGCAGCCCAACGCGCCGCCGGGCUGGAGGCAGAGGCCCGUAGAGCCACCGAAGCCUUGGAAGGGCUCUCCCAGCAGCUUUCCCAGGAGAAGACCAAAUCCAAAGAGCUGGAAGGCGCCGUGGAACGGCUGAGGAGCGCGGAGGUUGAGUUGUCCCAGGUGGCCACCGCCGGCAGGCAACGGGAGCUGGAGCUGGAAGAGGAGGUGAAGAAAUUAUCCGAGGAGGUGACCUUGUUGGGCACCAGGUUGGAGGAGACACGGAGGGAGCACCGGCGGGAGCUGGUGGGCCUGGAAGAAGAAACUCAACGUUUGAGGCAAGAGGUGGAACGGGGCAAAGGGGAUUGCGCCGCCGAACGAGCCCGGAAAGCGGAGUUGGAAGCCCAACUGCAAAACUCUCUCAACGAGCAGAGGGUGGAGAGGGCAGCACAACGGGAGGAGCUGGCCCGCUCCCGGGAGGUGGUGGAGGAGAAGGAAAAGGAGGUGGAGGAGCUCCGCCAGAAGAACAUCUCGCAGGGCGAGGAGCUGAGGGAGCUGCAGAAGAUGGUGAGCAAGUUGGAAGGAGAACUGGCCUUGGCCAAGGAGAGCACACCCAAGGUGGACAACGAGCUACAGGGCAGGGAUGCGGAAGGUGGUGGCAUCAAAAGCUCGGAGAAGAUCCACCAAGGGGAGCAGGAACCUUGUUCCAGCCAAGAUCUCUACCAGGAGAAGGUGAAGGAGACCCAAGCUCUUCGUGUGCAGGUGGAGGAGCUGGAGCAGAAGAGCAGGGAGCAGCAGGAGGCCAUGGCCACCCUGGAACGAGCGGCGGCGGCGGAGAAAGCGGAGCUGGAGGCCUCCAGGAGGGAAGCAGCCCAGCAGAAGGAGAAGGUCUCGGAGCUGCAGAAGAUGUUGGAGGCCUCCAGGUCGGCUCAGGCUCUUCAGGACGGCGCCGUGGAGACCCUUCGGAAGGAGCUGCAGGAGAAGGGCAGGGAGUUGACCCAGAGCAAGACCUCCAUGGCCACCGUGGAGAAGGAGUUGGCGUCCCUCCGCUCCGUUCUACAGGAGAAGGGCCGGUCGGAGGAGAACUGGAAGGACCAAGUGUCCCAAUGCGUCCAGGAGAUGGAGAGGAAGAACAGCUUGAUCGGCAGCUUGGAGCAUGAGGUCUCCAUCCUCCACCGGCAGGUGACGGAGAAGGAAGGGGAGAGCAAAGAGUUGAAACGUCUGAUCGUGGCCGAGUCGGAGAAGAGCAAGAAGUUGGAGGAGAGGUUGAGGGUUCUGCAGACCGAGAUGGCCACCGCCGCCUCCCGGGCGGCCGAGAGGUGCUCCCUCAUGAAGGUGGAGGUGCAACGGUGCCAGGAGGAGAUGGAGAAGCAACGUUUGACCUUGGAGGCCCUCAAGAGGGACCGGCACUGCCAGAACGAGCGGGAGGAAGAGCUACGCCAGGAGGUGAAGGUCUGCCAGGACAAGUGCCACCAGAAGGAGCAGCUCCUCGCCGCUCUCCAGCAGGAACUUGGUGGUGCCCAAGCUCUGGCCGGGGAACUGCCGGCCCUGAAGCACCUUUGCCAGCAGCUCCAGGCUGAACGUGCCACCUUGGAGAACCAACACCGCCAGGAGAUGGAGCAGAGGGGGAAGACCUUGGCUGCUCUUCAAAGCGAGUUGGCUCGGGUCAAGCUGGAAGCAUCUGAGGUCCUUUCCCUCCGGGAACGAUCGGCCGAGCAGGAUCGGGCCGUCCAGAGGUUGCAGGCGGAGGCGGCGGAGACGACGGCCAGGCUGGUGGGACUCCAACAAGCCAACGCACGGUUGGUGGAGGAGAACAGGGGGUUGGGGGAGAGCAGGAACCGAGGACAGCAGAGGUUGGAGGCCGAGUUGGGACAAGUGAAGGAGAGACACGCCAGGGAACUGGAGAGGCUGCGGUCGGCGUCGGAGGAGCUGGUGGCCGGGAGCCGGCGGGAGGCCGAGGAGACGGCGUGCAAGUUGGAGGCCAUGAGUAAAGAGUAUGAGAACAGCAAAGCCACGGCCAAGGAGGAGAGGAGGAAGCUGCUGGAGGAGAGGCAGAAGCUGACGGAGCAGGUGGAGCAGCUGGAGAUAUUUCGGAAAGACCAGGCCAAGCAGGUGGAGGAGCUGAAUAAAAAGCUGAGUCAGCACGAAAAGGCCACCCGCACCCAGCAGCAGAGGGUGAAGGCACUGGAAGGGGAGCUGCAGGCAGAAGCCACUCGCCAGCAGGAGAAGGUGGCAGAGCUGGAGGCCCAGCUCGCCCAGAAGGAGCAGGCGGCCGAGCACUACAAAGGCCAGAUGGAGAAGGCCAAGACUCAUUACGACGCGAAGAAGCAGCAGAACCAGGAGCUGGUGGAGAAGCUGAAGGCCAUGGAGCAGCUGCAGAAGGAGAACGGGGAGCUGCGGAAGGAGUCGGAGAGGUUGGCCAAGGAGCUGCAGCAGAGUGUCCUGCAGGCCAAGGAGGCCGAGCUGAGCUGCAGGAACCUCACCAGCCAGGUCCACAGCCUGGAGGCUCAGGUGGAUUUUGCCAACAAGCAGCUCCGGGAUCUGGGCAAAUUCCCGGUGACCACGGACACCUCCAAGAACCGGGAGACCUUCCGCCAAAACCCGGCCGAUCUCAGCACCGACAGCCUGGACCUCAGCCUGGACGAGCCCCUCAAUUCCACCAGGAAAGUGGGGCGCUCGCAGUCGGAGGCCUCGGCCGUGCCCCCCCCGGGCAGUGGGGAAUCCCAACGUUUGCCCCAUAAAGUGGAAUCUCUGGAAAGUCUCUACUUCACCCCCAUCCCCGGCCGGGCCCGAUCCCGCCUGGAGACCAGCGCUGGAUCCCUGGGGGAUCUCUCCUUGGACUCCGGCCCCAAAACCCGCUCGGCCCGACGGCGAACCACCAUCGACAUCACCAUGACCAAG
Molecule: messenger RNA, 5590 nt
Organism: Calidris pugnax (ruff)
Lineage: Eukaryota; Metazoa; Chordata; Aves; Charadriiformes; Scolopacidae
Gene: NUMA1
Product: nuclear mitotic apparatus protein 1
Exons: 20
Biological process (GO): establishment of mitotic spindle orientation
Cellular component (GO): spindle pole; centrosome; spindle microtubule
Molecular function (GO): microtubule binding
Source: RefSeq, a predicted model, not a curated record